GGGGGGGGAGACCGAGCACCGCGGGGGCGCCCACCCAGCCCCGCUCCGUGCGCACCCGCAGGCCGGGGGGCGCCACGCACCGAACCGCACCGCAGCGGCCGUCCCCGCGGGCGGGGACCGAGCCUCGGGGCUACCCGCCAGGCCCAGCCGCCGAACCCCACGCGCCGAGCCUUGAAUCCAUGGCCCGGGGGGAGCGCGCCCCAGCCGCUGCCAUCAGGAAGAGAGGAGCCCCCAGCACCGGUCCCUCGCCAUGGGGGCCAGGUAGCCCGAGAGCCAGAACCCCGAGGCGGGCCGGCCCCGCCACCCUGCGGCCCCGCAGCCCGCAGUCCACAAGCGGGAGGAGAGGCGCCCCGCCCGCUCCGCAGCCCCGCAGCACCUCCCCCGGCGGCGCGCACCCGCCAGCGCGCACCCUCGCACACAGCACCCCCGCCGGCCGCGCCCGCCCUGCUCCCGCGCCCAAACGCGGCGGCCCGGGGCCAUGGGCAACAACUUGUCCAGCAUCGCCUUUCUGCCCCGAGGAAACCCCAGCCGGGCGCCGCGGAGCCACCCUCCGACCCUCAAAGACUCCAUCGGGGGCUCCUUCCCUGUCACUUCUCACCGAUGUCACCACAAGCAGAAGCACUGUCCGCCUGUUCUGCCUGGUGGGGGGCUCCCAGCCACACCGCUACUCUUCCACCCACAUACCAAGGGCUCCCAGAUCCUCAUGGACCUCAGCCACAAGGCCGUCAAGAGGCAGGCCAGCUUCUGCAAUGCCAUCACCUUCAGUAACCGCCCGGUCCUCAUCUACGAGCAAGUCAGGCUAAAGAUCACCAAGAAGCAGUGCUGCUGGAGCGGGGCACUGCGGCUGGGCUUCACGAGCAAGGACCCGUCCUGCAUCCAUCCUGACUCGUUGCCCAAGUACGCCUGUCCUGACCUGGUGUCCCAGAGCGGCUUCUGGGCCAAGGCGCUGCCUGAGGAGUUCGCCAAUGAGGGCAACAUCAUCGCCUUCUGGGUGGACAAGAAGGGCCGAGUGUUCUACCGCAUCAACGACUCGGCCGCCAUGCUCUUCUUCAAUGGGGUCCGCACGGCUGACCCACUCUGGGCCCUGGUGGAUGUCUAUGGCCUCACUCGGGGUGUCCAGCUGCUCGACAGCGAGCUGGUGCUCCCCGACUGCCUGCGGCCGCGCUCCUUCACCGCCCUGCGGCGCCCGUCCCUGCGGCGCGAGGCGGACGAGGCGCGCCUCUCCGUGAGCCUGUGCGACCUCAACGUGCCCGCGGGCGCCGACGCGGACGACGCCGGCCCGGCCGCCGGCUGCCCCAUCCCGCAGAACUCGCUCAACUCCCAGCACAGCCGCGCGCUCCCGGCGCAGCUCGACGGCGACCUGCGCUUCCACGCGCUCCGCGCCGGCGCGCACGUCCGCAUCCUGGACGAGCAGACCGUGGCGCGCCUGGAGCACGGCCGCGACGAGCGCGCGCUCGUCUUCACCAGCCGGCCCGUGCGCGUGGCCGAGACCAUCUUCGUCAAGGUCACGCGCUCCGGCGGCGCGCGGCCCGGCGCGCUCUCCUUCGGGGCGACCACGUGCGACCCCGGCACGCUGCGGCCGGCCGAGCUGCCCUUCGGCCCCGAGGCCCUGGGGGACCGCAAGGAAUUCUGGGCCGUGGGCCGCGUGCCCGGGCCCCUGCACAGCGGCGACAUCCUGGGCCUGGUGGUCAACGCCGACGGGGAGCUGCACCUCAGCCACAACGGCGCGGCCGCGGGCAUGCAGCUGUGCGUGGACGCCUCGCAGCCGCUCUGGAUGCUCUUCGGCCUGCACGGAGCCGUCACGCAGAUCCGCAUCCUCGGUGAAAUCAGUCAUUUCUCCCAUAUUAACGAAUGCCAUCACUACAGACUUUGGAGAAUCUUCAAAAUGCAGCCAGUGAAAACCUGCUCCACACCUUACACCAGCUCUUGCACAAAGAGAAGUUUUCUUACCAUUCAGAUUAACAGUGGAGGCCAGAACAAUGCUCAAGUUGCCCUCUCCCCUUACUUCAUUCUAGAUAUUUAUACAGGUAGUAGAGGGUCUGGAAACUGAAAACUGGAGGUGGAUUUGGGGCUAUGCAAACAGGGCUUUGUCACCACCAAGUGACACCAAGCCUGGUCUUCCGACAUGGUUUAAGCUCUUUCGUUUGCCCUGAAGGCAAAUGACAAGCAGCAACCCUGGGCAAGUAUGAGUUUUCUGGCCAUCAAGUCACGUGACCUUCUGGAUCAUGAUGGGUUUUCCUUCUGCAGAAGUUUCUGCAGUCAAAUGCUCUUCCCCUGAGCUCUGCCCCCUUCUGCAGAAGUUUCUGUAAAAAAAAAAAAAAAAAAAAAAAAAAAAGCCACUUUCUUGUGUUUUACUCGGCUUCUCAGUGCCAGAUCACCUUGCCCUCCUAGGGCCCGCUGAAGGAGGAGCCCUGUCCCUCGGGGCUGUGGUUUCACUUAGAGCAGAGAUCUCAUAGGGACCUGCCUAUGUGGAGGGCGAUGCUAGGGCCUGUGGGAGAGUCUGAGGUGAAUGAGACUUCCUGCUGUUGGGAAGUUCCUGGUUUAGUGGGGCAAAGACGAGUCCAACCCUGAGCUCUGCGCUUGCUUAGUCCCAUGUAGCCAGUAGAGAAUAGUGCCCUAGGGGAGAGCUGCCCAGUGGAGUGGUGUGGAGAAGAUCCCUUCGAAAGGCCUCUUGCCUGCCACUUAGCAGUUGCAGGGAUGGGAAAGGACCCUGUUGGUCUUGCUGUAGGUUUCAUGCCCACGCUGUGCCUGGUGCCUGGUGCUCUCAGUGAGGACUUAGGAAAGGGGGAGGGAAGGGGAGAUGGGAGUGAGGGCAGGAAGGAGGGAAAGAACAAGUGUGGGAGAUGGUGAAGGGCAUUUCAGAGGUGCCAGAGGAGACAGCGGGAGGUGCCCACAGACUGUGGAGAUCAUGGGACUCGGAAUAAGAGGGGCAGGCUGGGACCCGAAGGGCCAUUCCUGGCGGGACUCAGGUGACUGUCCCCAGCAUGUCAUGGAGGGGGAGGCACCUUCUAGGCCGCGGACUUGCUUGGAGGCUGCUGAUGUGGAAACAGCUGAGGGCCGGGUGGCCCUCCAGUUUCAGGGCUGGGACAGAGAGCAGAGGCAAGGCACGGAGCCAGUCUAUGGACUCGUACCCUGAGCUUGGUGGCGGGCUGUGUGGUCUGCUGUGCUGCCUGCUUUUUCUACCCGGGGCCUGGGGAGGUGAGGCUUGAACCUCAGCUCUGCAGAGCUGUGC
This is a messenger RNA of Erinaceus europaeus (western European hedgehog), 3232 nucleotides long. RefSeq names its product neuralized E3 ubiquitin protein ligase 1 (gene NEURL1). The transcript is spliced from 5 exons. The coding region runs from base 479 to 2050 and encodes 523 amino acids. The record is from RefSeq and is a predicted model, not a curated record. Gene Ontology annotation, biological process: nervous system development; negative regulation of Notch signaling pathway. Gene Ontology annotation, molecular function: ubiquitin protein ligase activity. Gene Ontology annotation, cellular component: postsynaptic density; plasma membrane. NCBI's taxonomy places the organism in Eukaryota, Metazoa, Chordata, Mammalia, Eulipotyphla, Erinaceidae.